AUUGUUGGAGGUGGCAGCAGAGGAGAGUCUUCUAUGGAUCACAUGACCACGUCAAUGAGGAUGGAGGAGGACCCGAGUCACAUGACAGAGAGGAUACUGAACCUCACCCUGGAGAUCAUCUACCUGCUGACCGGAGAGAAUUUUCCUCCGGUGAAGUCUGGUGACCGUCUAACCAUCACAGUGCCUUCACCUCACUCCAUGAAACCCGAGAGGAACAAUGAGAAGAAGAUUCUGGAAGCCACCAACAAGAUGAUUGGUCUGCUGGUGGGAGAGGGUGAAGAACUGAAAGACAUCACAGCUGAGGUGAAAAAGGAGGAAGAUGAGGCAUUAGUAAAGGGGGAUCUGCAGUCGAUGGAGGAGGGAGGUCCUCUGUAUUCCCGGGAUUGCACACAGGAAGAUCCCAACUAUAAAGAGAAUAAUCAGGGUGAAGAACUGAAAGACAUCAAAGCUGAGGUUACAAGUGAAGAAGAGAUGUUGGUGGGCAGAGCUCAGCAAUCUAUGGAGGAGGGGGAGAUGAUUAUGGAAAGUGAACAGGAGGAAUCUUCUCUACAUACGGACACAACAGAUGUUCUCCAUGUCCGGAAUAGCUUUGAGGAACAUCUUAUGUUAUCUCCAGAAGAAGAUGACAUCACACAACAUUCUCCAGGAGUGAAUCUCAUUACUCAUAAUAGACAUCACAGACCUUCCCAUUCAGAGACAUCAAUAGAACCCUCUCAUCCUGAGGAAUCUUCUGACCAAUCACAGACUGUUACUCCAGAUGUCCAUCUGAGAUCUCAGAGUGCAGAGAGAUCAACAGAUCCAUCUAAUCCCAAAGCAUCUUCUCUAACCCAGGAAGGAAAUCACACUGGAGAGCGUUCCAGGUCAUGUUCAGUGUGCGGGAAAUCUUUCACCAAAAAAAAAACACUUUUGAGACACCAGAGAAAUCACACGGCCAAGCGCCCCCAUUCAUGUUCAGAGUGCGGGAAAAGUUUUAUAGAGCAAAGAGAUCUUUAUAAACACCACAGAACUCACACGGGGGAGCGUCCUUAUUCAUGUUCAGAAUGCGGGAAGUCAUUCACUGAGAAAGGAAACCUUCAUAGACACCAGAGAACUCACACUGGUGAGCUUCCUUUCUCCUGCCAAGAGUGCGGGAAAUCUUUCACCAAUAAAGGAAGCCUGAUUAGACACCAGAGCGUUCAGACCGGUGAAGGCCCCUUUUCAAGUUCCGAGGAUGGGAAAAGUCUCUCUUGUAAAACAGACCAUUCGAUUCCCAAGAUGACUCACCCAAGCGGGCGUCCAUUUUCAUGCUCGGAGUGCGAGAAAGGUUUCCAUACGAAAGGAGACCUUCUUGCACACCAGAGAAUUCACACAGGUGAGCGCCCUUUCCCAUGUUCAGAGUGCGGGAAAUCUUUCACUGUGAAAAAAGUCCUUCUUAGACACCAGAAAAGUCACGCGGGUGAGCGCCCUUUCUCAUGUUCAGAGUGUGGAAAAUGUUUCUUGCUCAAAGCAAACCUGGUAAGGCAUCAGAAAAUUCACACAGGUGAGCGCUCUUUCUCAUGUUCAGAGUGUGGGAAAAGUUUCAUUCAGAAAUCAGAACUUCUCAUUCACCAGAGAACUCACACCGGUGAACGUCCGUUCUUGUGCCAUGAGUGUGGGACAUCCUUCACUAAUAAAAGUGGCCUUAAUACACACCAGAGCAAUCCCAUGGGCUGUUAUCCGUUUUCAUGUUCAGAGUGCGAGAAAUGUUUCACUACAAAAGGAAUACUUCUUCAACACCAGAAAAUUCACACGGGUGAGCGCCCUUUCUCAUGUCCAGAGUGCGGGAAAUGUUUCAUUAGGAAAGGAAAACUUCUUGAACACCAGAGAACUCACACGGGUGAGCGCCCUUUCUCGUGUCCAGACUGCGGGAAAACUUUCAUUAAAAAAGGACACCUUUCAGAACACCAGAGGAUUCACACGGGUGAACGACCUUUCUCGUGUCCAGAGUGCGGGAAAUGUUUCACUACAAAAGGAGGCCUUACCCUACACCAGAAAAUUCACACGGGUGAGAGGCGUUUCUCAUGUUCAGAGUGCGGGAAAUGUUUCUUUCGCAACACAGACCUUCUUAAACACCAGAGAAGCCAUACAGGCGAGCGCCCGUUCUCAUGUCCACACUGCGAAAAAAGUUUCUCUUACAAGGGAGACUUUAAUCGACAUCAAAGAAUUCACACCGGUGAAAGUUCCCUUUCAUGUUCAGAGUGUGGGAAAUGUUUCACUCUAAAAGGAAGCCUUCAUAAACACCAGAGAAUUCACAAUGGCGAGCGCCCAUUCUCAUGUUCAGAGUGCGAGAAAGGUUUCUAUAGUAAAGUAGAUCUUCAGAGACACCAAAAAACUCACACGG
Nanorana parkeri is the source of this 2359-nucleotide messenger RNA. Its product is annotated as oocyte zinc finger protein XlCOF6-like. The annotation marks the transcript as partial. The transcript has 6 exons. The record is from RefSeq and is a predicted model, not a curated record. Lineage: Eukaryota; Metazoa; Chordata; Amphibia; Anura; Dicroglossidae.